Messenger RNA from Suillus paluster, 1728 nucleotides. RefSeq names its product cytochrome P450. The transcript is spliced from 13 exons. Lineage: Eukaryota; Fungi; Basidiomycota; Agaricomycetes; Boletales; Suillaceae. Gene Ontology annotation, molecular function: monooxygenase activity; heme binding; oxidoreductase activity, acting on paired donors, with incorporation or reduction of molecular oxygen. Bases 1 to 1446 code for a protein of 481 amino acids. The record is from RefSeq and is a predicted model, not a curated record.
AUGCUCUUCGCUCAUAUUCUCGCUGUAGCGAUCCCGUGUAUUGUUUCCCUGGUUGCUGCUUUGCAUCUGAGUCGCAGACGCAUCUACCCUUUGCCUCUGCCGCCUGGCCCUCGUCCAUUACCAUUCUUGGGUAACGCGCUCCAGUUGGACGCUAAACGACCUUGGCUCACAUAUACUGCGUGGGGAAAGACAUAUGGAAAAAUUAUUCACUCCCGCAUCCUUGGGAUCGACUUGGUUGUCAUCAACUCCGAAAAUAUUGCACGGGAGUUGUUAGACAAGCGAUCUGCAAUUUACUCGGAUCGCCCCGUCAUUCGCACCAAUGAAUUAGCUGGACUGGCUUUCAAUACUGCGCUCCUUCCAUAUGGCGAGACUUUGCGACGACAUCGCAAGAUAUUCCAUCAAGUUCUCAGGGCCGAAGCCUCUGUUUCAUACCACGGGAUGUACUCUCGCCACGCGAAUGAACUGGUCGUCAAUCUUUUGGAUGCCACCAGUGACAUGCAGAAACACACUGAAGUAUACACGGGAUCCCUAAUCAUGGCUGUAACAUACGGGCACACUGCUCGCGGACACGAUGACCCAUUCCUUGCCCGCGCGCAUGAACUCGUUGAUAUCGCCAAACAUAUUCUUUCCCCCGAGAGGGCCGCCAUCUUCGCAGCCUUUCCUUUCCUCGAAAAGUUGCCAAUUUGGUGCUUUGGUGGAGCUUAUGCCCUGAUGGGACGCAGUAGAGAAUUAUGUCAGCAGCUCUUGAACGAGCCCUUUGAUGAGGUGAAGACGCAGAUGGCAAAUGGUAUCGCUUCACAUUCAUUAGUCGCCGACUUCCUCGGUCAAUGUGACGACGACGCUGAGGAAGACACGAUGAAGGCUGUUGCGUUAAUGGCAUACAUAGGCGGUAUAGACACGUCUACAUCCACAUUGCAGAUAUUCCUGCUGGCUAUGGUUCUCUAUCCUGACGUCCAAGCCCGAGCCCGUGCAGAGAUAAAUCAAGUCGUGGGGCAUGAUAAAAUGCCAUGUAUUGAUGAUAGAGCGUCACUACCCUACCUUGAUGCCGUUCUCCGUGAGGUUCUGAGAUGGUGUCCUCCCAUACCCCUAGGAAUGGCACAUGCAACAUUAAAUGAUGAUGUUUAUGGCGGGUACUUUAUCCCCAAAGGUACGGUCGUAAUGGUUAAUCAGUGGGCGCUGUCCCGGGACGAAGACACGUAUCCCGACGCAGCGCGCUUCGAUCCUGAUCGCCAUCUGACAGCUGACGGGCAGCUGAAGGACAAUUUUGUCAAUCAUUUUGCGUUUGGUCAUGGCAGGCGCAUUUGUCCAGGUCGUUGGUUUGUAGAGAACAGUCUAUGGACUGCAAUGGCUGCUAUACUCGCUGUCUUGCGCAUCGAUCAUGCCAGGGACUCAAAUGGAGACAAGGUUGAGGUGAAACCGGAAGUCACAACCGGCAUGGUGAUGUGAGUGACUUGGAUGUACGUGCGAGAAACCUGCAGCUAACUUUGAGUUCAAAGUCACCCGCAGCCUUUCCUGUGCUCGUUUGAAAGCGUGAAUACUACGCGAGAAGGGCAGCUUCGAGAAACAAUGAAUUUGAAGUAGCAUACAGUUGUUUGCACUUGGUGGUAUUCCUUGGGGUGUUUUCGGUAUGUACAUAUGUAUAAUUGACCAGCGGCACAGCGUGAGCUCAGCGCUGGGGUUUUGUGGUCUCUGCGUUCUUGAUAUUGGAAGAGAAUUGUUUUUAUUGAG